AUGUUCGUUGGAAUUGUCUUGGUCCUUUUGGUGUCCGUUCCCUUCUUGAGGCUACUUUAUUGGAACAAAAAGCUCUACAACAAGGAACCAAGUGAGAUUGUGGAGUUGAAGCAUGAGAUUCAUGUUUGGAGACUCACAGCUCAGCGCAUUAACCCUGCCAGCCGAGAAGAGACUGCGGUAAAGUGCCUGCUAAUGCAGAAGGUUCUCACCCUGGAGAAUGUACUUGGGAAAAAGCUGAGGACCUUUCAAAGAGAGAUUUCACAAGAAGACAAAAACUGGGAAACAAACAUUCAGGAACUACAGAAAACGCACAGGAUAAUAGACAAGGCCCUGCUGGUGAAAUGCUCAAGCGUUUUGGGAUUUGUUAUCCUCAUGUUCUUUCUCAAUUCAUUUGUUCCCAACAUCCAUCUCGAUCUGGAUCAUCAUAAGCACGUGAAUAUCACAAUGCUGUCAAUGAAAUGA
Amblyraja radiata (thorny skate) is the source of this 462-nucleotide messenger RNA. RefSeq names its product P protein-like. NCBI's taxonomy places the organism in Eukaryota, Metazoa, Chordata, Chondrichthyes, Rajiformes, Rajidae. Gene Ontology annotation, cellular component: melanosome membrane. The transcript is spliced from 5 exons. Gene Ontology annotation, biological process: melanocyte differentiation; melanin biosynthetic process. The record is from RefSeq and is a predicted model, not a curated record. The coding region runs from base 1 to 462 and encodes 153 amino acids.